AUGAUUUGGAUCUGGACUUUGCUGGCUACGGCGGUGGCUGUUAGCGUGGAUGAGCUGGUCGGGACAUGGACGACCAAGUCCCGCAAUGUCCUCACAGGGCCGGGAUUCUACGAUCCGCUCAAUGAUCGACUCCUCGAGCCUAAUCUGACGGGUAUUUCCUACUCUUUCUCCGCCGACGGAUACUAUGAGGAGGCCUGGUACCGGGCCUUGGCCAAUCCCACCGACCCCUCAUGUCCGUCCGGGGUCAUGCAGUGGCAGCAUGGCUCGUAUGUCAUGCUGGCCAACGGAUCCCUCACCUUGACCCCGAUUGCCGUUGAUGGGCGCCAAUUGCUCUCCGAACCAUGCAGACAGGGUGUGAGCAGCUAUACACGAUUCAACAACACGGAGAAGUUCAAGGGAUUCUCGGUCUCAAUGGAUAGAUACCAUGGCAUUCAGCGCCUCGACUUGGCCCAAGCGGACGGCAAGAUUAUGCAACCGAUGUAUCUCGCCUACCGGCCUCCGAGGAUGCUCCCUACCUCGACGUUGAACCCAAUACCAAAUGGACCUCACAAGAAGCGCGACAUGUCUAGGACUAGCUUUCACCUGAGAAUCAAGGAGGAGCUAAUCAACCCGGACCAAUGGUGGUGGUUGGGUGUGCUGAUGACUUCGCUUGGAGGAGUGGCCCUUUUCUGCUCAUAA
Molecule: messenger RNA, 678 nt
Organism: Penicillium canariense
Lineage: Eukaryota; Fungi; Ascomycota; Eurotiomycetes; Eurotiales; Aspergillaceae
Product: Protein r.t1.c1
Exons: 4
Coding region: 1-678 (225 amino acids)
Biological process (GO): 'de novo' protein folding
Cellular component (GO): endoplasmic reticulum; endoplasmic reticulum membrane
Source: RefSeq, a predicted model, not a curated record